AUGGCGUUGUACUUGAAACAAAACUUCGCGCCUCCCGUAUUGUCUAGGAAAUGGAUUGCCAUGAAGUUCAGGCCUAAUAUGCUAAUCUACAGUCAUCACAACAUCAUAUUGAUCCUGGAAAGCGGUCUUCUUUUCCGCGAAGACAGCAUAGAAGUAGAACAAGAGUCAUCACAACCAGAGACGGUUUGGCAUGUCGCAGGGGGCUCUAAGACCGGUUGGUUCACAAUGGGGGAGAAAAUUGCUGCUAUUUGUAGUGUGGGGACUUUUGUUGCUAUGUUUCCACCUAGAAGUGUUUCCCGCUCCUCUCUACUUUUAAUUGCCUCUUACCUCCUCCUCCCCUUCUCCAUCCGAACAAUUCACCGUCAAGCGUGUCGCGGCACUUUAAGAACUCUGCUGACCCACAUGCGCGACUACUUGGCGUUAGCACGCAGAGCCGCUGCGUGUUUGAGGGAUUGUACGCAGUUACAAAAUCAACUGAACUCUGUCUCUUCAGUACUGGAGUCAAUGCACACGAUGCUAUGCCGUCAGCAGAGCGAGCUUUCGGUGAUCAUGUCGCGUGCAUCAGCCGCUUUACUUGGCAACGCGCCUUGGCUGCGAAGCGAUGUGGCUUGGCAUGCCGUGCAGAGGGAUGAGACUGAUAACCUAUGGAAAAUCCAUCACGCCUUUUUAGUAGUCCAAUCCACAUUACUAAAACACAUAGCCUUGGCCCACAACAUACCAUCCGCACGCGCCCAGAAAUUAUACAAAAACCACAAUGAAAGAAUAUAUUGGAUACAUCAUACGCUAAUUCAGAACUUAAUUGUCGUUUUCACGGAAAACUACGACGCAUUAGAACGCAUGUAUCGAUUGUUAAAGAACUAUGGCAGCAAUGACAGUAUGACCAAUAAGAAAAUGGGACAUGCUGUAACAGAUAAUUGGCUAUAUAGCGACGUGCAUAGCGGUAUAGCGAGAGCAAAUUUGGAACUUAAGGUUGCAUUAACGAAAUGUAACAAUCUGGACUCGUUUCUCGACUCCUGCGCCUUGAACAAACAAGACAUCGAUCUAAGGAUAUUAAACAAAGACAUAGAUAAUUUGAUCGAUGAUAUAACUAAAUGCUUAUCCACUGCUCAGUCUUCACAAAUCAGAUUGAAAAAAUUGCAAAAUAAAUUCGUUAAUACCGUUAAUGAAAUUCCAAAUGGCGAGGAAAAGGUUGUGGAAAAUGAUAAAGAUAUUUUGACAAUUGACGAUCGAGAUCCAGAAGCGAAGGAUGAAGUUUUUUAUUUUGUCAAAACUGUUGAUGAUGAAGUUGAUAACAUUCAAUCUUGUAUUGACUCGAUUACGGGGCCUGGUAAUAAAGAAACGGAGACCACGAAGAUAGUUCUCAAUGAAUUAAAAAGGAAAUUGGUGAAGCGCGAAGAUUUGAUGCGCGAGAGGGAAAGACAAGCAUUAGUCAAAACUAUGCCCGAGCUAAAAGACAAUGUGCCAGAGUUUCCUAGGCAAAUAAAAAUCGAGGAAGUCUUAGACCGUAAAGGGUUUAUAGCAAAAUUGCCGAAGAGGCUACCGAAAAAGCGCAAGUUUCGUAAAUAUAAAAUUCAAUCUCCAAUUAUAAAACACGCACCGAAAUAUAAGUUAAAAAUGUCAAGUUAUAAAAAGGAAUGUGACAUACAAACUCCAUUGUACGAGGCUAAUUCAAAUUUGACUGCAAAAAGUAGAUUUUUAACCUUCUUUAAAGGUCAUAAUUGCUUCUACGUCACAAGGUGGUUUAAACGGACAGAAAAAACGUCAAAUAGAGAAGUCUUCAGCGACCUUUCCGAUGGCCUAAGCGACGUUGAGUCAAGUGCGUUCAACAAAACAGUUCACCAAGCGGUAAACCAUAGACCAAAUAGAGGAGACAGUGCCAGCUGUCAAAACCACCACAGACAAGCUGAGGCGAAAAAUUUUAAAUUUUCUAAAAAGGAUUUAGAAUUGACUCCAUCGUCUUCGGAAAGUGAUUUAGAAAUGUAUAAUGAAAAACACAUGGCGCUGUUGAACGAUGUGCGGAGAUAUAGAGCUGCUAGAAAGAAGAAUUUUCCUGUAAGAAAUGGUAUUCUUACCAUAGACACGACUGUAGAUGAGUCACUACGACCCAUAGAGUACAGUCUAGGCGCUGGUCUCGCUAUGGCAUCUGUCUUACAAGCAGGCAGGGCGGCUUUAGGGCGGGAAGAGGUCUUCAUAGGAGAUGGGGAAGUUUCAGAAGAUAGUGGGAAUGAUGAAGACGCGUAGCCAAUAUUUAUAAACAUCGAGUAUAUAACC
Messenger RNA from Hyposmocoma kahamanoa, 2271 nucleotides. RefSeq lists its product as uncharacterized. NCBI's taxonomy places the organism in Eukaryota, Metazoa, Arthropoda, Insecta, Lepidoptera, Cosmopterigidae. The transcript is spliced from 6 exons. The coding region runs from base 1 to 2241 and encodes 746 amino acids. The record is from RefSeq and is a predicted model, not a curated record.